Conger conger (European conger) is the source of this 1887-nucleotide messenger RNA. RefSeq names its product RNA binding motif protein 45 (gene rbm45). The record is from RefSeq and is a predicted model, not a curated record. Gene Ontology annotation, molecular function: RNA binding. Bases 189 to 1592 code for a protein of 467 amino acids. NCBI's taxonomy places the organism in Eukaryota, Metazoa, Chordata, Actinopteri, Anguilliformes, Congridae. The transcript has 10 exons.
CAUGGGAAACCAUAGAGCUGCGCAGUCAGGAUCGGCUGGUAAGAGUAGAAAGGAAGAAGCUUGGUUACCUUAGCUCCGUGGCUAACAGUUGUCUUUUUGUAGCUACACCGUAACCGCAGCGCAAAGCGUGAACAUAUUGCAAGACUUUUCAAUUGUAGCAAAGCAUCCUGCUUUUUUGAACGCACACCAUGGAGGACUGCUCAUUUAGGCCGUCCACCGAUAGUCUCGACGACCCCCCAAAUAGCCGCUUGUUUCUGGUGAUAAGCAAAUCCAUAACAGAGGAUGUUAUCCGGGAAAAUUUCUCAGUUUUUGGCGAAAUCCAGGACAUCUGGAUGGUAAAAGACAAGCAGACAAAAGAGUCGAAAGGAGUUUCAUUCGUUAAGUUUGCUAAAUCCUCACAAGCGUGCGCAGCCAUGGAAGACAUGCACGGGAAAUGUCUCGCAGAGGGAACCAAACCAAUCAAGGUGUUCAUGGCACAGUCGCGAUCCUCCGGUAGCCAUAGAGAUGUGGAAGAUGAAGAGCUGACCAGAAUAUUCGUCAUGAUUCCAAAGACCUUCACAGAAGACGAUUUGAAGGAAACGUUCAAGGAGUAUGGUGACAUAGAAUACUGCAUUAUCAUUAAGAACAAAACUACUGGAGAAAGUAAAGGUCUGGGAUACGUCAGAUACCACAAACCAUCACAAGCAGCAACCGCCAUAGAGAACUGUGACAAAACAUUCCGGGCCAUAAUCGCCGAGCCCAGGACCAAAAACUCCGGCGCUGACAACGACUACUUCAGCAACGCCCGGGCAGAGCACGUGGCGGGUGACCCAGGGAUGAGCGGCUACCCCUUCGCGGACGCCAGUAAUUACGGUAUGGCAGAUGGCCGGGGCUCUGACAUCAUCACCAGGUGCCUGAUGGUGUCGUCGCGAGCGAGCGUCACCCAGGAGCAGGUCUACGGUCUGUUUGACCUCAUCCCUGGGAUGGACUACUGCGAGAUGCAGAGAGAUCCAUACGGAUUUAACAAAGGCCAGGCUAUGAUUCGCUACAAUAACUUGGGCUCGGCUGUGUACGCUAAAGAGAAGCUCAACGGCUUUGAGUACCCUCCCGGGAACCGAUUGGUGGUGGCCUACAUCGACGAUGGCGAGGAUCGCUCCAGCCCUGUGGGAAAGAUGGCCAUGCAGCUGGUGGCCGCCCAGAUGAUGUCCAUGGUGUGGAACGGCCCCUCCGGUCCCCAGCUAAUGAAGACCAGCGCUGGCUUCUCAGCGCCCAGCGUGCCCCAGAUGGCGCGUGUGCAGACGGAUGUGGCCCUGCCCCCGCUGAAGAAGCUGGCGCCCUCGGACAGCUGGGUGAAGGAGCGGCUGUUUGUGGUGUUCAACCCUGCGCCCCUCCCCGUGGACGUGCUGGAGGACGUCUUCUGUCGUUUCGGCUCCCUCGUGGAGGUGUACCUGGUGCCCGGGCGAAACGUGGGCUACAUGAAGUACGCAGAGCGCAAGAACGCCAACGACGCCAUGGCGGCUCUCCACGGGAAAGUGGUGAACGGAGUCAAGCUGAAGGUGAUGCUGGCUGACCCCCCCAAAGAGGAGUCUCACAAGCGCCAGAGAACCUACUAGAACACCCCCCACCCACCCAGACGAGAAUUAAGUGACAUGACCCUUCAGCAUGACUGGACAUAGAGAGGAUGACGAGCGCGUAGCGACGGACAGUGACUGCUCUACCUUUACGUGACGGUGCUACUAACUGCAGCAUGCUCUUUACCCUUUACCCUCCGCUGUUGGAGCCAGUAUCCUAGCAACAUUAAAACCCAUACAACAUUGAAAAUGUGAUUUUUGGAAUCCCAUGAAACUGACAAUUUUACUUCACAUGUAUAUACCCAAAUGUCUUCAAUAAAGAAACGUGUUGACUUCA